AUGGAAGCGGGUGUGACUUCAACUGCAAUCGAACUAACGACCAACAAUACAACAAAACCAACAACAGCCGAACUCACAACUAAACUUAUAACUGAACCCACAACUGGAACGACAACUGAGGGAACAAACACAGUAACACUUGAACCCACAACCACUUCAGAACACAAGACAUCUAAACCAACAACCUUAACCACACCUGAACCCACAACCACAAAGCCUCAAGAACAAACAACCACAGCCACUCCUGAACCAACAACCUCAGCCACACCUGAACCCACAACCCCAGCCACUCCGGAACCAACAACUCAAGAACCAACAACCUCAGCCACUCCUGAACCCACAACCACAAAGACUCUAGAACCAAUAACCUCAGCAACUCCUGAACCCAUAACCACAAAGACUCCUGAACCCACAACCUCAGCCACACCUGAACCCACCACUCCAAAACCAACAACCUCAGCCACUCCAGAACCCACAAGCACAAAUACUCCAGAACCAACAACCUUAACCACUCCUAAUCCAACAACCUCAGCCACACCUGAACCCACAACCUCAGCCACUCCGGCACCAACAACCCGAGAACAAACAACCUCUCCCACUCAAGAACCCACAACAAAAAAGACUCCUGAACUAACAGCCUCAACCACUCCUGAAGCCACAACCACAAAGACUCUAGAACCAACAACGACAAAGACACUAGAAUCAACAACCUCAACAACUCAAGAACCAACAACCCCAGCCACUCCGGAACCAGCAACCACAAGGACUCUAGAACCAACAACCUCUGCCACCCCGGAACCAACAACCACAAAGACUCUAGAACCAACAACCUCUGCCACCCCAGAACCAACAACUACAAAGACUCUAGAGCCAACAUCCUCAGCAACUCGAGAACCAACAACCUCAGCCACUCUGGAACCAACAACUUCAGUCACACCUGAACAAACAACCUCAGCCACACCUGAGCCCACAACCACAAAGACUCUAGAACCAACAACCCCAGCAACUCCUGAACCCACCACUCCAAAACCAAUAACCUCAGGCCCUCCAGAACCCACAAGCACAAAGACACCUGAACCAACAACCUUAACCACUCCUAAUCCAACAACUUCAGCCACACCUGAACCAACAACCUCAGACACUCCUGAACCCACAACCAAAAAUAAUGUAGAACCAACAGCCUCUGUCACCCCGGAACCAACAACCACAAAGACUCUAGAACCAACAACCUCAGCAACUCCAGAACCAACAACCUCAGCCACUCUGGAACCAACAACUUCAGCCACUCCGGAACCAGGAACCACAAGGAUUCUAGAACCAGCAACCUUGGCCACCCCAGAAUCAACAACCACAAAGACUCUAGAACCAACAACCUCAGCAACUCGAGAACCAACAACCUCAACCACUCUGGAACCAACUACUUCAGCCACUCCGGAACUUACAACCACAAAGACUCCAGAACCAACAACCAAAACUCCUCCUCAACCAACAACUUCAGUCACACCUGAACAAACAACCUUAGCCACACCUGAUUCCACAACCACAGAAACUCUAGAACCAACAACCUCAGCAACUCCUGAACCCACCACUCCAAAACCAACAACCUCAGGCCCUCCAGAACCCACAAGCACAAAGACAGCAGAACCAACAACCUUAACCACUCCUAAUCCAACAACCUCAACCACAACUGAACCAACAACCUCAGCCACUCCGGAACCAACUAAUACAAAGACUCCUGAACCAACAACCUUAACCACUCCUAAUCCAACAACCUCAACCCCUCCUGAACCAACAAUCUCAGUCACUCCAGAGCCCGCAACCACAAAGACUCUAGAAAAAACAACCUCAGCAACUCGAGAACCAACAACCUCAGCCACACCUGAACCCACCACUCCAAAACCAAUAACCUCAGCCACUCCAGAACCCUCAAGCACAAAGACUCCAGAACCAACAACCUUAAUCACUACUAAUCCAACAACCUCAACUAUUCCUGAACCAACAUCAGGCACACCUGAACCCACAACCUCAGCCACUCCUGAACCAACAACCUCAGCCACUCCGGAACCCACAAGCACAAGGACUGCAGAACCAACAACCUUAACCACUCCUAAUCCAACAACCUCAACCACACCUGAACCAACAACCUCAGCCAUUCUUGAACUCACAACCACAAAAACUGUAGAACCAACAACAUCUGCCACCCCAGAACCAACAACCACAAAGACUCUAGAACCAACAACCUCAGGGACUCCAGAACCAACAACCUCAGUCACUCCGGAACCAACUACUACAAAGACUCCUGAACCAACAACCUUAACCACUCCUAAUCCAACAACCUCAGCCCCUCCUGAACCAACAACCUCAGCCACUCCAGAACCUGCAACCACGAAGACUCUAGAACAAACAACCUCGGCAACUCGAGAACCAACAACCUCAGCCACACCUCAACCCACCACUCCAAAAUCAAUAACCUCAGCCACUCCAGAACCCUCAAGCACAAAGAUUCCAGAACCAACAACCUUAAUCACUACUAAUCCAACAACCUCAACUAUUCCUGAACCAACAUCAGGCACACCUGAACCCACAACCUCAGCCACUCCUGAACCAACAACCUCAGCCACUCCGGAACCCACAAGCACAAGGACUGCAGAACCAACAACCUUAACCACCCCUAAUCCAACAACCUCAACCACACCUGAACCAACAACCUCAGCCAUUCCUGAACUCACAACCACAAAUACUCACAAAGACGUCAGAACAAACAGCAUCAUCCACACCUGCACCAACAACCUCAGUCACUCCGGAACUAACAACCACAGAGACUUUGGAACCAAUAAUCUCAGCCACUCCUGA
Messenger RNA from Engraulis encrasicolus (European anchovy), 2853 nucleotides. RefSeq names its product mucin-2. NCBI's taxonomy places the organism in Eukaryota, Metazoa, Chordata, Actinopteri, Clupeiformes, Engraulidae. Bases 1 to 2853 code for a protein of 950 amino acids. The record is from RefSeq and is a predicted model, not a curated record. The transcript has 2 exons.